AUGUCUUCUGACAAGUUAUGGCCCUUUGAUGCCUCGGCGGCCUCUCUCGUGUCCCGUGAAGAACUGAAGAACCCGAAGUUUGUAGGCAAAGGCGGUUUCGGUGUAGUAUUCCGUGCACAUCACAAAAAAUGGGGCCAUGAUGUUGCAGUCAAGAUCGUGAACUGGGAGGCGAUAUCCAGGGAGGUGAAAGCUAUGGCGAAUCUUCGUAACCAGCACGUGCUGCUCCUGCUGGGGGUCACCGAGAACCUCGAGUGGAACUACGUGUCUGGGCCGGCUCUGGUGACAGGAUUCAUGGAGAACGGCUCCGUCGCCAGGCUGCUGCAGCCCUGGUGCCCUCGGCCCUGGCCUCUCCUCUGUCGCCUGCUGCAAGAAGUGGUGCUGGGGAUGUGUUACCUGCACAGCUUGAACCCAGUGCUCCUGCACCGGGACCUCAAGCCCUCCAAUGUCCUGCUGGACUCAGAGCUCCACGCCAAGCUAGCAGAUUUUGGACUGUCCACAUUUCAGGGAGGGUCACAGUCAGGGUCAGGGUCCAGGAAUACAGGGGGUACCCUAGCUUACUUGGCCCCAGAGCUAUUGGUUAAUGUCAACCGGAAGGCUUCCCCAGCCAGUGACGUCUACAGCUUUGGGAUCCUCAUGUGGGCAGUGCUGGCUGGAAGAGAAGCCGAGUUGGUAGACCAGACAUCACUAGUUCGUGACGCAAUCUGUGAAAGGCACAAUCGACCAGCAUUGUCAGAACUGCCUCCACACAGCCCUGAGACUCCUGGCUUGGAAGUACUGAAGGAGUUAAUGAUACAUUGCUGGAGUCCUGAGCCCAAGGACAGGCCAUCCUUCCAGGAUUGCCGACCAAAAACCAAUGAUACCUACAUCCUGGUACAGGACAAGGUAGAUGCUGCUGUCUCCGAGGUAAAGCAGUAUCUGUCUCGGCGGCGCAGAAACAGCGACACUAAGUUGUCUGUCCUAGAGCCAGGCCCUAGCGGUGCAGAAAUGGAUAGCCCUGGGGAAAGCACAGUUUCUGAAAUGCUGGACCAUCUGCAGCUGGAGGGGUCCCCCAGGCCGGUUCCUGAAAAGGGCACACACCUUACUGAGAGGGGAAGAACCCAGGAAGAACCAACUGGGCAUGCCACAGCAGCAGUGACAUCUUCAGAUACAGUGGCUGGAACUCCCCAGAUGCCACAUACUAUACCCUUCAGAGGCCCAACACCCGGCCCAAACUCUGCCGAGACCCCAGGUCCUAACCCCCAAAGGAAUGAGGGAUAUGAAAGAUAUGGCACCCAAUGGUCCUCCAGGGCCCCAGGGCCAAAUCCAGCAGCAGGGUCACUGCCGUCUGUGAGCCUCAACGACUGUUAUGCAGUGCAGAUUGGAAACAACAACUCCAUGGUAUUCCAACCAAGAACUGCUUUGCCCCAGAAGGGCCCAGCACAGUGUGGCAGGGGUAGGGGCCGGCAGCCCCUCCACAACCCACAUGCUAUUCAAGGUAGCGGUGAGAAAACACAAACUGAGCGUGGGAGGCAACCAGGGGAGUCCGGCUCAGCACGGGAAGGGGCUGGACUGUACCGUGGGGAAGUGGGAGGGGGCCUUGGCGCCAAGAGGGAAGCGCCAGUCGCCAGUUGCCUGCUGCCCUGA
This is a messenger RNA of Cricetulus griseus (Chinese hamster), 1623 nucleotides long. The record is from RefSeq and is a predicted model, not a curated record. Lineage: Eukaryota; Metazoa; Chordata; Mammalia; Rodentia; Cricetidae.